Messenger RNA from Adelges cooleyi (spruce gall adelgid), 1626 nucleotides. RefSeq names its product protein obstructor-E-like. Gene Ontology annotation, molecular function: chitin binding. Lineage: Eukaryota; Metazoa; Arthropoda; Insecta; Hemiptera; Adelgidae. The record is from RefSeq and is a predicted model, not a curated record. Gene Ontology annotation, cellular component: extracellular region. The transcript has 5 exons. Bases 94 to 825 code for a protein of 243 amino acids.
GUUUGCGGGGGCUCCGACUAGUUUUUUCCCAGACGACGACGGGUAUCCACAUGAAGUCUUGUCCAUUCGUAGCCCGUUCGCCUUUUACCAACAAUGCUUCUGUACGUCCAGAUCACCGCUGUCGUAUUGCUCGUGGGAGCUGCGGUCUGCCAGCAAGGGGGAGAUUUCCAAUGUCCACAAAAGUCCGGGUUCUAUCCGGAUCCGGUGCAGUGCGAUCUUUACUAUCACUGUACCUUAGACGGAGAGCUAGUGGAAAAACUGUGCCCCGACGGCCUACUGUUCGACGAUGGCAACCCCAGCCAUGAAAGAUGCGAUACGUCCGUCAACGUAGACUGCGGCCAAAGAACGGCGCAACAGGAACCUAAACCGUCGAAGGGUUGUCCUCGAGCCAACGGAUUCUUUAAGCACUGGGAAGAGGGUAGCUGUGACAAGUUUGUCCAGUGCGUUGAAGGGGUGGCUAACGAAAUGCCAUGUCCUCCAGGUCUAGUAUACGACGACACGGCAAGCUCUUGUGCAUGGCCAGUUGACAGCAAACGACAGUGCGUAACCACCAAAAAAGAUGUUCUCACCGACGGGUUCUCUUGUCCGGACGGUGAUGUGGUCGGACCAAAUGGUAGAAUCUUACCUCAUCCCACGUUUGCUCAUCCAGACGAUUGUGCGAAAUUCUAUAUUUGCCGCAACGGAGUUACUCCUCAGUAUGGUAGCUGUUCCGCUGGUUCCGUGUAUAAUGAAGAGUCAUUUAAGUGCGAUGACCCAGAAAACGUGCCGGGAUGUGAAAACUAUUAUAAUGAAAACGAAGACGACAAGAAAGACAGUAAAAACUAACGUCUUGCAUAGUUAAAUACCACAAGUACUCAUAUAUUAUUGAAUUGUAUGUUUUUAUUAAUAGUAGCUGAUAAUAACGAUCACAUUAUUGAAAACUGUUUAUAAAGUUAAGAGAAAAUAUUAAAAAAAGUAACACUAGAUUCACUAAACAUUUUUCAGUUACCUAAUUUUGAACCUUGACAAUUAUUUUAAUUAGUCAUAGUGAAAGUUCAUCAUAUUUUAAACAUUUUAUACGAAAACUUCAUUCUCCUCCAUUUUAUUUUUAAUAAAUUUGUAUAGCUAUAUUUUUAUAUGCCAUCAAAAUCGCUCAUACGGUAAAAUUGAUUAUGAAAGGUAACCUCGUACUAGUUUCUACUGAUUAUUAUAAUAAACGUGAGCACACAUUGCUAAGAAAAUUAAAUCAUACUAAUUAAAGUUACAUCACAUUUUUCGCAUAAGAAAGCAUUUAAAAUUGUUUUAAUGCUAUGCGUAUUUUUUAUACUAUAAAGAAACCGUUUGAUAUCCAACAAAAGUAAAUAUUUAGUUACUAUACAAGACGCCUAAAUGCUAAAGGGUACGUAGAAAUGGUAUCUAACCAAAUUAUGCCCACAUCAUAGUAAUAUGGUGACACUUCUUUUAAUUUACAAAAUGUGUAGUUUAUCAUUAUUUGUAAUUAUUACUAAAUCAAAAUGUUAUAAAUUUAAAAAAAAGUUGAUUGUAUUAUAAUAUUAUGUCAUUUUACAAAGUAAAAUAAUUUGUAUAAGUUAAGUUUUAUAUAAUUAGUUUUUAAAUAAAUGCACUGUUUAUUAUGCGUUGUCUAAA